Messenger RNA from Rotaria sp. Silwood2, 1569 nucleotides. The record is from the annotation of a GenBank genome assembly. Lineage: Eukaryota; Metazoa; Rotifera; Eurotatoria; Philodinida; Philodinidae.
AUGUUAAUUGAUAAAAUGUUGGCACGUUAUUCAUCUGAAUUUGUUGUUUAUCGAGAAUUAAUACAAAAUUCUGAUGAUGCUCAAUCAACAUCUUUUACACUUGAAAUAACUUGUGAUCUAUCUACAGCUACAAUAAAUUAUGAAACAAUAAAUAAAGAUGAUUUAUCAGUAAAUCAAAGAAGAAAAAAUUAUAUUUUAGAAGGUAUUGGACAAUUAUUUAAAAAUCAUUGGAAACCAAAUACAAUGAAUUCUACUAAUGAUGAUUCAUUAAAUAAUCAACAAUCAUAUGAAAAUGAUUUUAAUAAUUGUAUAAUAACAGAAAUUCGUACAAUAAAUAAUGGUAAUAUAUUUAAUGAAGAUGAUUGGAAACGUGUUAUAACGAUAGCUGAAGGAGAUACAAAUGUUGACGCUAUAGGACAAUUUGGUGUUGGAUUUUUUUCAGUUUUUUCUUAUUCUGAACGACCUAUAAUACAAUCUGGCAAACAUUGUUUAGCAUUUUCUUGGCAAAAUGGAAAAUCUUUAACAACAUUUCGUAAAGAAUUAUCUCAUGAACAACAAUCAUCUUUAACAUCAAUUAUACUUAAAAUGAAAAAUAAAUAUAUUUUAGAAACAAAAUCAAUAUUAGAUAUUAAUGAAAUAAAUAUUUUUCAAGUAAAUAAAAUAAAAGUACCAUUAACAUCAACAAAAUUAUCUUUAGUAGCAAAAAGACUUAAUUCAAAUAAUAUACAUAAUCAAAUAUUAAAAGAUUUAAUACCAUUAAAAUUUCAUAAUCUAGAAAUUCUUCCAGCUGGUCAAAUAUUUAUUGGUUUAGCAACACAUCAAACAACAGGUAUUGGCAUACAUUUAUUUAGUCAUUUAAUACCAACAAUUGAACGUGAAAAUAUUGAUUUACAAGAUCUAUAUAUAUCAAUUGGAAAAAUUAUUAGAUAUAUUUAUGAUCAACGUAUUCUCGAUGCUGUUAAUAAUAUUCAACAGGAUUCAAUUCAACAUCUCAAUUUAAUUCUUUCACCAUAUGCAUUUGAACCAUCAGUACCAAAUAAAGAAAUUGGUCGUAUUCUUCUUGAUGGAUUUUUUUCAUCGAGUGAAGAUAUUCUUGUACCAGUUAAACGAUUUCCACAUGAUAAUCAUCUUUCAUUGAUACCAUCGAUAGAAGCUUAUCUUAUAAAUUCUAAGCAUAUUCAAGCAUUUCUUCCUAUACCUCUUGUACCAUAUGAUAUAGGAAAAAAUAAUUUUUUUAAAGCUUUAAAAGAACGUCGGUGGAUUGAAGAAAUUGAUAAUGAAACAAUUAUAGGUAAAAUUCAUCAAUCUAUUUUUCUAUUUGAUGAAUUUAUUGAAUUACUUCAUUGGUUAUGUAAACAUGAUAUUAAUAAUAAUAAACCUGAUGUAAAACAUAUUCUUUCAAAAAUACAAUAUCAUGAAACACAUCAAUCACCUGUUAUUACAUUAGAAAAUAUUACAUAUUAUGAUUUUCUUAAUAUAUCAUCUCUUCCAUUACCACCAAGUGUAUUAUCAUCGAAUAUUGUUGGUCAUAUAUCUCGUGAAGAUUNAAUUUUAUCAUCGUUGUUAUAA